Molecule: messenger RNA, 600 nt
Organism: Acanthisitta chloris (rifleman)
Lineage: Eukaryota; Metazoa; Chordata; Aves; Passeriformes; Acanthisittidae
Gene: PIANP
Product: PILR alpha associated neural protein
Exons: 4
Biological process (GO): regulation of immune response
Cellular component (GO): membrane
Source: RefSeq, a predicted model, not a curated record
CCUGCCACCCCCUCCGGCUUCGAGGAUGGCAUGCCCUCGUCCCAGUAUCCCUGGGCCAUCGUCUGGGGUCCCACGGUGUCAGAUGAAGAUGGAGGGGACACAAACUCGGCCAACCCAGGCUUCCCACCGCUGGGAUACACCUUUGUCUCACCGCACGGCAUAGCGACGGCACAGCCCAACUCCCACUCGCUCUUGCACAACGCGGGGCUCAACCUGCGUGAGACCCCGGCCACCCUGCGGCCCUUCUUGUUUGGGCCCCGGGGAGAAGGUGUGGACCCCCAGCUCUACGUCACCAUCACCAUCUCCAUCAUCAUUGUCCUGGUUGCCACUGGGAUCAUAUUCAAGUUCUGCUGGGACCGUAAUCAGAAGCGUCGGCGUCACUCGGGGCAGCAGAGCAGUGGGAGGCAGCAGGAGAGCCAGCAGCCCCUCACGGACCUCUCCCCCACCACCGUCAGCAUCCUGGGGCCGUACGGUGACUCCUUGGUCCCCACACCUGAGGCAGAGGAGUCCAGGCAGGGCCAAGAGGGUGUGGAGAAACUGGGUGGCCAUGGGAAGAAUGCAGCCUUCCAGCUCAACCGAAUCCCACUGGUGAACCUGUGA